AUGGGUCAAAUUUUGUCGAUUUGCCAAAAGGAACCUAAAAAACCAGGCGUAGAGGUUCAGCAACCCUCGAGAUUAGAGAAACCAAUACAUAGCCAUGUGCAAAAACCACCUAGAGCUAUAACGAAUUCUGGAAGUAAAUUAGCAGAAUCACCCGUUGUCUCUAAUACUGCUGAUUUACCACCUGCCGAGGCUGCUAGGUUAGCAGCAGAAAAAAGAAGUGAAAUCCACAAAGAAAAAACGAAAACACGCCUUCCUAAGACUACGUUUUAUUAG
This is a messenger RNA of Schizosaccharomyces osmophilus, 273 nucleotides long. It is a transcript of the gene new13, whose product is annotated as conserved fungal protein of unknown function. The record is from RefSeq and is a predicted model, not a curated record. The coding region runs from base 1 to 273 and encodes 90 amino acids. NCBI's taxonomy places the organism in Eukaryota, Fungi, Ascomycota, Schizosaccharomycetes, Schizosaccharomycetales, Schizosaccharomycetaceae. The transcript has 2 exons.